AUGAAUCAGUCAAGACAAUAUGAAGCUAGUCCUCUUGAGGAAUCUGCAGAUAAUACUCGUGUCAGUUUGGAUGAUAACACUCGAUCUAAUAUCAGUCAAUCUUACCCUGGAACAAUGUCAGAGCAAAAUCAUUUGAAGUAUCUUCAAGAAGGAAAUCCAAGUGCCUCCCACCAGAAUUAUUUCGAUUGCUCUAAUUUCCUUCAUCUGAGUUUUCAUUCUAAGUUUAGUUAUGAGUGUUUCAAUUCUGUUAACAUGAAAGUAAUUGCAUGGAAUGUUCAAGGAUUUUUCUCGAGAGACACUAGAGAUUAUUUAGCUGCUGUUAUUAAGGAACAAGACCCAUAUGUGAUUUUUCUCUCUGAAACUAAGAUUAGUGCUGAUAGAGCACAAAUUUUAUGCCAGAGGUUUUCGUAUCCUAAUACUUGGUUUGUUAGCUCUGUGGGUCUAUCUGGAGGGUUGAUUCUACUAUGGAAGAAUGGUUUUCCAUGUUAUAUAGUUAGUAGUGCAGAUAACAUGAUUCAUGUCCUCAUUCAAUCUAAUCCAUCCAAGGAGGAAUGGCUCUUAACUUGCAUGUAUGGCUCUACUCAUUCUGAAGAGAGGAAAAAGCAAUGGAACUUCAUUAAAGACCUUAGUGAAAAUGUUUUCCAACCGUGGAUAGUUUUUGGAGAUCUUAACGUUCACAUUCAUAAUAAAGGUCGAAGUGCUUCUAGCUUGUCUUCGGACAACUGGGUUAGAACUGCAAUUGACUCUGCUGGUCUCAUGGAUUUAGGUUUUAUAGGUCACAAUUACACUUGGACUAACAUGUUAAAUGGUAGAGGAUAUAAAAGACGUCGAAUUGAUAUGGCUCUCCAUAAUGCUUUAUGGAUAGAACAAUAUCCAGACUCUAGGGAGUUUGGUCAUAUUAGUGAACAUGUCAACUACUACAAGAAUUUGCUUUCUCACUUACAAUCACUUCCUUUUAGUGAUACAAAUAGUGAGCAAAUUCAUUUUGUCAUAGACAGGUUGUCACAUUGGGAGAAAAUAGAAGCUGAAUAUUGGCAACAGAAAGCGGGUGAUCACUGGAUUCUGGAUGUUGAUAAUAACACUGCUUAUUUUCAUUCCAAAGCUAAUAGGAAGAGAGCUAGAAAUAACAUCACAACUUUGAAAGAUGUUAGUGGUAGAUGGUACCAUAAAAGGAAAGAGUUAGUCAAUUUACUAACUUCUCAUUUUUCCACCAUUGCCACUACCACAAAUCCUCAGUUGGAUGACUCUUACUUUCACAUUAUCCAACAAUUAGUCAAGGUCGAAGAUAAUCAAAGACUCAUGGAAGUACCAACUAAAGAAGAGAUUUAUGAGGUCCUCAAAAGUAUGUCUAGCUGGAGUGCUAUGGUUUUCCGGUGGGCUUUUAUGUUUCGCAAUGGGCUGUAG
This is a messenger RNA of Papaver somniferum (opium poppy), 1404 nucleotides long. RefSeq lists its product as uncharacterized. The record is from RefSeq and is a predicted model, not a curated record. The transcript is spliced from 3 exons. Lineage: Eukaryota; Viridiplantae; Streptophyta; Magnoliopsida; Ranunculales; Papaveraceae. Bases 1 to 1404 code for a protein of 467 amino acids. Gene Ontology annotation, molecular function: catalytic activity.